AUGCUUUCGACGUCUACUCUCCACGCCUUGUGCGUGCUUGCACUCACGGUGGCAGUGGAGUCUCAGUCCGGCACACCAUCAUCUACCGCCACGGCAACCCUUGACGAGCCAUGUGCUCAAGUGAGCGCACUUUCAAGCCAGUAUAUGGCGGCGCAUCCCACAGCAUUGAAAGCGGUUUCUUUCCCCAUGCCUCCAGAUGUGGCCUAUGCGUGUUCACAAUCCGUUCCGUUGGUGAAAGAGGAUACACUUGCUGUCCUCACGGGCCUGAAGGCUUUGGUACAGUGGCAAAGUACGCUGGGCUGGCUCAAGGAUCCACCAGCAGACUGGCCCUUCCCUCCUGUCGACCUGGUGGCAGGACUGGAGGAUCUCACCAACAAGGUGCAAGACGGGACCAUGACGCGAGAAAUCGAUUUUGAAACCCAACUAGUCGAUUUGAUCACUUCAGUGCGCGAUGGGCACUUGACCUAUGUGCCAGAUGCCUACUCGGUCUUCCAGUAUGGCAUCCAGGACCUACCCCUCUAUUCCAUGUCGACCGAUGGCAAACAGCUGCCAGAAAUCUACGCGGCCGCGGACGUGAUAGCCCAAUCCCUGGGCGGAGCAGGAGGAUGGACGCCUUCUCCCAUUGUCAAGAUCAACGGGACUGAGGUGGUUUCCUGGCUGAGUGAACAGGCUUUCAACGGCACCUUGACGCAUCAGGACUUGGACGCCUUGUACAACCGUCUCUUCGUCACCAUCUUCGCUCCAGGAACCUCGAAUGGUGAGUUCAGCGCCCCAUCGCUCAGUCGAUAUUCGGGCUCGUCGAUUGCGGUCGAGUUCAAGAAUGGGACCCAAGCAACCUUCGCCAUCGUCGCAGCUAGCAACCAGGACUUUACCAACGUGGUCGACGGCAAGAGUUUCUACCAGGCUUUCUGUGAUCCCACCGUCAAGGCCAAGGCAACAGCGAGCUCGUCUUCGGCCUCUCCCGCCGAGCCUACCGAGACGACGGUACCCGAUCCUUCUUCCCUGUACCCGUUGUACCCUUCAGCCGUGGCCAUCAAUGACGACGGCACGCUCUCCGGCUACUUCUUGGAUCAUGAACCAGGCGUGGCUGUUUUGGCCAUCCACGAAAUAUCCGAGGCCGCCCAGGUGUCGACGCAGCAGACUCUAGCCAAUUUCUUACAACAAUGCCGGGAUGCCAACAAGACCCAUCUCAUCAUUGAUGUCAGCCAGAACCCCGGUGGCACUAUUCUCGUGGCCUAUGACAUCUUCAAGCAACUCUUCCCAACUCUUCAGCCUUAUUUGGGCGCUCAAAUGCGGGCGCACGAUCAGGCCAACGUCCUCGGAGAAUACUAUACUCCUCUAGUUGAACAGGCCGAAGAGCAGGAUGCCGUUGCCAACAUCACCGACCCGGUACUCCUUGCAGGUAUAUUCUCUCCGUUCGAUGCCACGUCGGUGCUCAACGAUAGUGGUCAAGCCUUUGCAUCCUGGGACGAAUAUUUCGGACCGGUCCAGGUGCACGGUGACAAGUUCACGCAGCAGUCCCAGAUCAACAUUUCCAAUGCCGACUACGAUGAAAGCAGUGCCGGCAUUGUUGUAUCUGGCUACGCCAACAACUCGCAUGUUGCGCCUCAGCCUUUCCUCUCGGAGAACAUGGUCGUCUUCACGGACGGGUUUUGCGCCUCGUCGUGCACGAUCCUGAUGCACCUGCUGAAAUAUCAAGCCAAGGUCAAGUCAAUUGUGGCCGGGGGUCGCCCACAGACCGGGCCGAUGCAGGCGAUCGGCGGCGUCAAGGGGUGCCAAGUUCUACCUCUGGACGCCCUCGUCCCAGCAAUCCAGUCGUUUUACGAGAGUGCCUCGCCGGACGAGAUCAAAGCGGCCAACCAGACGGCGCUCAAAGACCUGGCCGACCAGGCCGCCACGCUGUCGCUCCGGCAGUUUCCCGGGGGCGCGGUCCAGUUCAACCUCCUCAACGCCAUCGCGCAGUACGACGAGUCGCAGACGCCGCUGCAGUUUGUCUACGAAGCAGCCGACUGCCGACUCUUUUACCAGGCCGCGCACGUGACAAACGUCACGGCCAUGUGGAACACGGUGGCCGAGCAGGCCUUUGGCCUGAACGGGCAGGAAAAGUACUCGCUGUGCGUGGCCGGCAGCACGAACCACCCGACCAGCCUGAGCGGCAACCAGACCUUGUACCAGGGCGGCGAGAUUGCCAAUGUCACCGGGUACAACCCGAGCGAGGACGCCGCGCAGGGCAGCGGCAGCGGCGACGGCUCGUCGGAUAAUGGUUCCGGGUCGCUGAGGUUUGCCUCAACGGGCAUGACCAGCUUGAUCUUGGGGGUUGGGUUGGCCGUGCUGGCCUCGUCGACCGAUUUGAUCUUUUAG
Messenger RNA from Fonsecaea monophora, 2361 nucleotides. RefSeq lists its product as hypothetical. Bases 1 to 2361 code for a protein of 786 amino acids. Lineage: Eukaryota; Fungi; Ascomycota; Eurotiomycetes; Chaetothyriales; Herpotrichiellaceae. Gene Ontology annotation, biological process: proteolysis. The record is from RefSeq and is a predicted model, not a curated record. The transcript has 4 exons. Gene Ontology annotation, molecular function: serine-type peptidase activity.